Molecule: messenger RNA, 2781 nt
Organism: Protopterus annectens (West African lungfish)
Lineage: Eukaryota; Metazoa; Chordata; Ceratodontiformes; Protopteridae
Gene: NOC3L
Product: NOC3 like DNA replication regulator
Exons: 21
Coding region: 97-2481 (794 amino acids)
Biological process (GO): DNA replication initiation
Cellular component (GO): nucleolus
Molecular function (GO): chromatin binding
Source: RefSeq, a predicted model, not a curated record
UUAAGGAAAAACUACUUCCGGGUGAAGUAAACAUUUCUUCUGGCUCGCUAUUGAUUUGGGUACAUGUGAUUAGAAGAAGUUGUAUAGUGUAACAUAAUGGGGCCAAGAAGAAACACAAAGCGAGUACCGAGUUUUCGCAAGUUACUGAAGACCAGUAAUAUCAAACUUGCAAACAAACUGAAAAACAAGCAGUUGAAACAGCAGAGCACUGCAAGGAAGUAUAAAAAGGAGCAGAGGAGGCUGAGACAGAGCCUAAAAGAUGCCACCCGGGCACCUACUCCUCUUGAGCACUACAAGAAAAAAACAACUGAGGACGAUGAAGAAGAUGAGGUGGAAGCUCUUCCUUUGGAUAUGAUGGAUGAAGAUGAUUUGGAGCUAAUGAAAGAAAUGGCUCGAAAAGCCUCCUUUUUAACCAGAGACUUGUCUUCCAGUGAACCUGUUCAUGCUAAGAAACGGAAACAUGAAAAUGUAAUUGAAACGUAUGAGAAAAUGCCAAGACGUAUGCAGUCUGAGCCAGAAAAAGAAAUAAUUCACUUGUUGCCAAUCAAAGAUGAAAGGGGAAUCAUUCCACAAAUGAUUGAGAAACUGGUGAGGAAGGAUGAAGAGGAGGAGGAUGAAGAACCGAGUGUGCCACAAGAAGCUGCUCAAGAACCGCCACCCUUACUCACUACAGAGGAGUUGCUGCAUCACAGAGCACAGUUACUUCAGGAGAGGAAGAUACAUAUAGCAGCUUUAUGUUCUGCCAUCUUAUCAGAUCCAGAAAACAAUAUUAAAAAGCUGAAAGAGUUGCGCAGUAUGUUAGUAGAACAAGAUCCCAGUGUGGCAGUAACAGUUCGGAAGCUAGUAAUGGUGUCUCUUAUGGAGAUCUUUAAAGACCUUUCACCAUCUUAUAGGAUUCGGCCACUAACGGAAGCAGAAAAAGCAACAAAGGUUAAAAAGGAAGUUCAGCAACUCCGAGAGUUUGAAGAAGGCUUAGUGUGUCAGUACAAGUUUUACUUGGAAAACUUGGAACAAACUUUGAAAGAUUGGAAACAGAUGAAAAUAAAGAAAAGUGGUGUGGUUUCCUUGAAUGCAUAUCGAGGUUUAGCAGAAAUUGCUGUCAGAUGCCUUUGUGAGUUAAUGGUGACAUUACCUCACUUCAACUUCCAUAACAAUAUCAUUGUCUUGAUUGUGCCACUCUUGAAUGACCCUUAUAAAAAGAUCUCUGAAAUGUGCUGUGAUUCUAUGAAGAAGCUCUUUAAAGAAGAUAAACUGGGCCAGGCUUCAUUCAUGGCAGUUAAAGUAAUUUCUGGUCUUGUUAAAAGCCGGAAUUAUGAAGUCAGGCCUGAGGUCCUGAAGACAUUUCUUUUCCUACGAAUUAAAGAGGUGGAAGUAAAGAGGGACGCUGAAGAUAUUACACCUAAGAAAAGAUUUAUGACUUACAAAGAAAAGAAGAAGAAUCUGUCUAGAAAGCAAAGAAAAUGGAAAAAAGUUGAAGAAAAAUUAGAACGAGAGCUACUUGAAGCUGAAGCCACAGAAAGCAAGGAGAAGAAGCUGAAAGUGCAUACAGAAACCCUGGACAUUGUGUUUUUAACCUACUUCAGGAUCAUAAAGCGAGCACAGAAGUCUGUACUUCUUCCUGUAGUUCUGGAAGGCCUUGCCAAAUUUGCUCAUGUGAUCAACGUGGAAUUCUUUGAUGAUCUCCUCAUUGUAUUGAACAAUCUCAUUGAAUCCGGGGAUCUGAGUUGCAAGGAAAGCCUACAUUGUAUUCAAACAGUUUUCAACAUUUUAUCUGGCCAAGGUGAUGUGCUGAAUAUUGACCCCUUGAAGUUCUAUAUUCACCUUUACAAAACGUUAUUAAAACUACAUGCAGGAGCUUCAAAUGAUGAAGUCAGGAUCGUAUUAGAGUGCCUUGAUGUCAUGCUGGCCAAACGCAGGAAACAGGUGUCACUACAGCGUGCUCUUUCAUUUAUAAAGCGUCUCUCUACUCUUGCACUGCAUGUUCUUCCAAAUGCCAGUGUUGGAAUUUUAGCAUCAAAUAGAGUGUUGAUGCACACUUUUCCAAAGAGUGAUAUCCUACUGGACAAUGAAUCUCAAGGAAGUGGACUUUAUCUACCUGAACUGGAUAACCCGGAGUACUGUAAAUCAGAGAACACUGCAUUAUGGGAACUACAUUCGCUUCUGAGGCAUUACCAUCCUGUGGUCCGAACAUUUGCUGGCCACCUUAGCUUGGGCGCUCCAGCAGAAGGCUCAGGGGCUCUUAAACAAGACCUGUGUAGAAGGUUGCCUGUUGAGCUUUUUGAGGAUUACAACAUGAAAGGAAUGACAUUCAAUCCUCCUCUUGAAUUAUCCACAUCAUCCAAGAAGGAUAAACUGAUUCAGAAUGGUCUGCUGCUUCCUGAAGAUUUACAAAAACUUGCAGAAGAACAUCUCAACACAACUGUUUCUUUGAAUCCAGAUUUUACCAGCUAUUUCAAAACCAAAUGUGGGAAUUCAAGUUGAAAAAAAAACUGCAUACUGUUCAGGAACCUGUCUUCUGUAUAAGGCUUGUACGGAAGACCAAAUUAAAGGACUCAUUUGUUGAGGCAUUAUUAAAAUGAUUCAAACACUUUUAAACAGAAUAUAUCAGUUCACUGAAGACAACAGUAUUGGCCCUGUAGCUCAUGAUUUUUGUUCAUGAAAAAACUUGUAAAUAAAGAUUGAAGAGUUUGGUAUUGUACAUGUAAAUACAAAAUUGCUUGUUAAAGCUGACCCCUUUUCCUACUGCAUUGUAACAUUAAAAAUAAAUAUUUUACUAAGAUA